UCGGCGCGGCCGGGGCGGCGGGGACCGCGCGGAGGGCGCCGGGCGCAGCAUGGGCGGCCCGCGGGCCUGGGCGCUGCUCUGCCUGGGGCUCCUGCUCCCGGGAGGUGGCGCCGCGUGGAGCGUCGGGGGAGCUCCGUUCUCGGGACGCAGGAACUGGUGCUCGUACGUGGUGACCCGCACCGUCUCGUGCCACGUGCAAAAUGGCACCUACCUCCAGCGAGUGCUGCAGAACUGCCCAUGGCCCAUGAGCUGCCCGGGGAGCAGCUACAGGACCGUGGUGAGACCUACGUACAAGGUGAUGUACAAGACGGUGACCGCCCGCGAGUGGAGGUGCUGCCCUGGACACGCGGGGCCGAGCUGCGAGGAAGUUGCAGGCUCCUCUGGCGUCGUGGAGCCUGGGUGGGCAGGCAACACCAUGCGACGGAUGGCACUCCGGCCCUCGGCCUUCGCAGGUUGUCUCAACUGCAGCCAAGUGUCGGAGUUGACGGAGCGGCUGAAGGUGCUGGAAGCCAAGGUGGCUGUGCUGACUGUCUCAGAGCAGGCAGUGCCCCCGACCCCAGCCAUCCCUGAAGACCCUGCCCCACUCUGGGGCUCCCCAGCUGCUCAGGGGAGCCCCGGGCAAGGAGGCCGCCCAGGGCUCCCGGGAGCCAGCGAGAACACGAGGGCCCCAUUGCUCCCUCGAGAUGACCGAGUUGGUGCUCGGGGGCUGCCUGGCCCCACCGGUCCCAAGGGAGACACCGGUAGCCGGGGUCCAACAGGGAUGAGAGGCCCACCAGGUCCACAGGGCCCCCCAGGGAGCCCUGGCCAGACUGGAGCAGCAGGUACCCCUGGAGAGAGGGGGCCUCCAGGCCCACCAGGACCUCCUGGCCCUCCUGGGCCCCCAGCCCCUAUUGGGCCCCCACAUGCCCGGAUCUCCGAGCACGGGGACCCAUUACUAUCCAACACCUUCACCGAGACCAGCAGCCGCUGGCCCCAGGGACCCACUGGGCCCCCGGGUCCCCCAGGACCCAUGGGUCCCCCUGGAGCUCCUGGCCCCACAGGUGUCCCUGGAAGUCCUGGACACAUGGGACCCCCAGGCCCCGCUGGACCCAAAGGAAUCUCUGGCCGCCCAGGCGAAAAGGGCGAGAGAGGACUUCGUGGGGAGCCUGGCCCCCAGGGCUCCGAGGGGCAGCGGGGUGAACCUGGCCCCAAGGGAGACCCCGGCGAGAAAAGCCACUGGAACCAGAGCUGGGCUCCGGCGCAGGCCCUGCCGGGGCGGGCGCCCCCAGCCUCCUUCGGGGCAAGAGGGGAGGACACGCAGCCAGCUACCGGAUCGUGGCCCCUAGAAGCCGGAACGAGAGAGGCUGAGGGCAGCGGAGGCCCCUCGGGGUGGACCAGGCCAGCUUCCCUUCCGAGCCUGGCCUUGGCCAGCUGCCCCCAGGGACCGCUGUCCCUAUUUAUGAAUGUCCUCAGGGACCCUUCUGCCGUCAGCGCCUUAGGGGGGUGGGCAGGUGUCAGUUCUGGCACCCCCGUCCCAGUCUGAGACCAGGGGAGAGUAGGGCCUGGGAGGGAGGUGGCAGCCCAGGCCAGGGGUGAGGCAGUGCUCAGGGCCCUGGGCCUCAGUUUCCCUCUGGGACGGCGCGGUGCUGGUCUUCGGUGGGGGGAGGGUGGAGGUACGAGGCUCCUGUGCGUCCGCUGUCUGGGGACCCAGGCCUGAGGCCCCGAGGCAGUGGGAAGCCGGAGCUCUGCCUUGCCCGCUCCUCCCCAGAUCUCGGGGUGCCGCUCUGCACCCCUGCCCUCCUUGGCUGGUGCUGGCUUGCCCUGAGGUCAGGCUGCCUCAUCUCUGGACAGUCCGGGGCUCCCUGCCCCAGGUCUGCCCCUGAGCCCCUCGGCCCCGCCCCUGCCAGUGCCCGGGGCAGAGGGUGGGGAUGUGCAGAGAAAGGGGCCACCUGCUGGAUGUGUGCUGGCCAAUAAAGGCCUCCAACC
Molecule: messenger RNA, 1965 nt
Organism: Lepus europaeus (European hare)
Lineage: Eukaryota; Metazoa; Chordata; Mammalia; Lagomorpha; Leporidae
Gene: EMID1
Product: EMI domain containing 1
Exons: 15
Coding region: 50-1522 (490 amino acids)
Molecular function (GO): protein binding
Source: RefSeq, a predicted model, not a curated record